AUGACGACUAACUAUUUAGUGCCAAACACUAAACCGAUUAAUGGAAAUGUAUUUCAUUCAUUCGAAAAGAUAAAUGAAAUAUUCGCAAAGAAUGAUGGAAGAAGAUAUUAUAGAGAACUUGAAAGUUCAUGCUAUGACUCUGAUGCUCCAUAUUUUGAUGAUAAACAAACUCAUUUAAGAAUUACAAAUCCGGCUCAUGAUGUGAACCAAUUAGGUGACACAUAUAUUAAACGCAAAGUUAAAGCAACUCUAGUUUCAAAUAAAGCUUUCACAUGUGAUGCCGCUUUUAAAUGCAUGCGUUUAUUCGUUGGUUUACAAAUCAUCAAAUCAAAGCUUUAA
Messenger RNA from Trichomonas vaginalis G3, 339 nucleotides. RefSeq lists its product as uncharacterized. NCBI's taxonomy places the organism in Eukaryota, Parabasalia, Trichomonadida, Trichomonadidae. The record is from RefSeq and is a predicted model, not a curated record. The transcript has a single exon. Bases 1 to 339 code for a protein of 112 amino acids.